Ixodes scapularis (black-legged tick) is the source of this 1620-nucleotide messenger RNA. RefSeq names its product tRNA (cytosine(38)-C(5))-methyltransferase (gene Mt2). NCBI's taxonomy places the organism in Eukaryota, Metazoa, Arthropoda, Arachnida, Ixodida, Ixodidae. Bases 380 to 1465 code for a protein of 361 amino acids. The transcript has a single exon. The record is from RefSeq and is a predicted model, not a curated record. Gene Ontology annotation, molecular function: methyltransferase activity.
UCCGGGGAGAAUAUCGAUCAGGAGAAUAUGGAACAACGCCACGAAAUAAGUUCGGUGCUGCAGCGCGAAGCGACAAUGAGGAGUGCGGAGGAGGAGAGGAAUUCAGUUGAGGAUAUUCACGCACAGAUGGCGCCACACGUCCGGUUUGAAGUUGUAGUUAUUGUCACUAGAUGGUGCCACUUGCGGCGUCGCGUUCGCCUCCUGGUGGCGACGUGGAAAACUAACCCCGAGGAAAAACAAAAAUGGCCGACACUGCGGAAAGGAUCGACGUGUUUUCAUCGCCACACCGUGCUACGAGCAUAAGGUGACAUUCGGCGUGCCCAAAUCAACCUCGCGCGAUUGAAUAUCCCACGUUUUAAGUGAUCAAUAACGCGCCGAUAUGUCAAGUGGUGACGCGGCGCCGCAGAAAGUAGCAGACGACAACGACCGUCGUCUGCGCGUCCUCGAGCUCUACAGCGGCAUCGGAGGCAUGCACUUCGCCUGCCCGCGGGACAAAACGCGCGUCGUUGCCGCCGUGGACGUCAACACGACCGCCAACGCCACGUACGCCUUCAACUUCCCCGAAACACGACUCCUCCAGCGGAACGUUCAGUCGCUCACCGCUCGCGAACUCGACGCCCUGCGACCCGACGUCCUCACCAUGAGUCCGCCGUGCCAGCCGUUCACCCGCCAGGGACUGCAACUCGACUCCCAAGACCCGAGGUCUGCCUCUUUCCUAAGCCUACUCCGCGUCCUCCCCACCUUAAAGCACCCCCCGACUUACAUCCUGCUCGAGAACGUCAAGGGCUUUGAAACGUCGUCCACCUGCGACGCAUUUCUCGACGUGCUACGAGAUGGCGGCUACCACGCACACCGCUACCUCCUCACCCCGACGCAGUUCGGAGUCCCAAACUCGCGACUACGUUUCUACUGCCUCGCUAAACUCAACCCGCUUCGAUUUAGCGACUGCCCCACCGCGUGCGACGCCGAAUGCAACCAGGAACCUCCACCAAACGUGACAAGGUGCGACAGGCCGAGGGAGCUCUACGACUUCCUAGAACAAACCGACGAAGACAGUUGUUCAGACUAUCUCCUACCGGACAGGGUAUUGUCUAGGUUUGCGUACAUCCUCGACAUCGCUGACGCGACGUGCACCAAUACGUGCUGCUUCACGAAGGGCUAUGGACACUACGUGGAGGGCACCGGAUCUGUGCUGCUACAAGCGUCCAGGGACCUCAUGCAUGAGGUAUAUCGUCACGUGCAACCCAGGACAGUCGUCCAAGACGACGUUCUGGAGUUGUUGCGGACUCUGAGGCUGCGCUACUUCACGCCUGUCGAAGUGGCCCGGCUAAUGUGCUUCCCCGACGACUUUCAGUUUCCUCCUGAACUCAAGGCGAGGCACCGAUAUCAGCUGCUCGGAAACAGCGUCAAUGUUUCUGUUGUGGGGAGCCUCGUACGACAUCUGCUGGACGACGUCAGGGACUAAGGAAUGCCACACUACGGUACCUGCUGUUAUCGAGUUGCUCAAGAGCUCGUUGAGACAAUACGUGGCUUGCAUCGAUGUCACAUCAGAUGCUCGAAAACGUCAAUGUUUGUGUCGUGCAAUUUACAGCCAAUUAAAAGCGGCUGUAAAUACUUGUA